Messenger RNA from Exophiala xenobiotica, 768 nucleotides. RefSeq lists its product as uncharacterized. The record is from RefSeq and is a predicted model, not a curated record. The coding region runs from base 193 to 726 and encodes 177 amino acids. The transcript is spliced from 2 exons. Lineage: Eukaryota; Fungi; Ascomycota; Eurotiomycetes; Chaetothyriales; Herpotrichiellaceae.
ACUGAAGCAAUUCAUACCUAGAUAUCUUUCAGCUUCAUCGCAUCUCAUCUCAUCUCAUCCCAUUCCAUCCAAUAUUCCACGACUUAGCUCUAAUUAUUAUUCGACGUCCAGGUCAUCUUCAUUCAUUCCUCUGCUGGACUACUCCGUACCGUACCCUCUUUCGAAGAAUAUCAAGCAUUUCCAUCACCCGAAAUGCCCGCUACCUCAACAGCACCGGCCUCCCCCGAGGACGACUGGCAUAUCCUUUAUAACCCCUUUCGCACUUCGAUCAACGUAGACGAGACACAUCCUUCCAACCCGGUCAAGCUCUUCUUUCUCCAGCCGCUUUGGGCGCCGUUAUUGUUCUCCAACACUUCCUCAGACGCACGCGACCACUGCGCGAACGAAAGGACGUUCCUGUCGUGGCUUCGCCUGGCUGUCUACAUGGCCGUGGUCUCCGUCGCCAUCUUCGUCAACUUCCAUCUGAAGCAUCAACCUACGUCGCUCGAAAAAAUGCUUUCGCAUCCCCUGGGCAUUAUUUUCUGGGUUCUCUCGCUCGCCUGUCUCGUCAGUGGCAUGGCCAACUAUAUGCGCACCGUGGCCGGGUAUGCCGGGAGACGUGCGUUGGUUCAGUCCGGCAUCAAAACCCAGAUUGUCUUUGGCGUUGUGGCGACAGCCAUUGUCGCAGCAUGUGGAUUGUUCUUGGGUGCCGAAGCUCAAGCUGCGAGACUCGGUCGUAGGAGCUGAUGGACAGGCAAAAUAUCACCCUUGAAAGAGUAUCAUUCUAUC